Messenger RNA from Rotaria sp. Silwood1, 3450 nucleotides. Lineage: Eukaryota; Metazoa; Rotifera; Eurotatoria; Philodinida; Philodinidae. The record is from the annotation of a GenBank genome assembly.
AUGUCAAUGACAUCAACAACAAAUUCAGUCAAACAACGUAAAUUAAAUGAUUUACGUGUUGUUGAUUUACAACGUGAACUUCGUUCAUUUAAUAUUUCUUAUGAUAAAAAAGAACUUAAAGGAUCCCUUGUUGAAAAACUACGUCAAGCUUUACUUAAUCGAAAUCUUGAUCCUGAUAAUUAUCUUUUUGAUACGUCUACUGAUCUUAAAUCAAUAUCAUCAGAUGAUAAUAAUCGAAGUCAUGAAGAAAAUAGUUUCCAUGAUACAAAUAGUUCAGAAACAUCAACUAUGGAGGUCGAUACGAAACAACAAUUAAAUACUGAAAAUCCAGUGCAAACAACAACAACAACACCAUCAUCAUCACCACCACCGAUGAAAAUUUCAACAACAACAUCAUUAACAAAAGAUAUAGACGAUGAACAAAAUGAUCAAACAAAUCGUAUGGAUACAAUUGAUUUGAAACAAAUUGUUGACAACUGUGAUAAUAAUAAUAAAGAUUUAACAAUUGAACAAUUACUAACAAAUCAAGAAGAUGAAAAUACUAAUGAUAAAAUUGAUCACGGUCUUAUACAAGUAUCCUGUUCAUCAUCCGAUGAAGAAUUAGAUACAAAUAAUCAAAUAGGACAAUCAACAAAUAAAAAAAAUUUUAAUCAUAAUACAGAAUCAAUACCACCAACACCAACAACAGCAACACAACAACAAACAUCAUUCGAACAUUCAAAUGGUGAAGAUGAACAACAUACGUCAACAACAACAACAACAACUACAACUACAACAGAUCUUUCGACUGAGAAUGAUAAUCUAUCGAAAAGCGAAACUAAUCGACAAGAAUUAUCAGAUGAACAACAAAAGAAAGAUAAUACUAAUAAAUCGAAUAAAGAUGAUUGUUAUCUUUGGGUAUCAAAUAUUGCCAAAGAAACUCAUGCGUCUGAUUUAAAAGCAUUAUUUUCAAAAUAUGGAAAAGUUUUAACAACGAAAGUUAUUGGAUCAAGUUCAUCACAAUGGUUUGGAUAUAUUCAUUUAGCUACACGAGAAGAUGUUGAAAAAUGUAUUCAAGCAUUACAUCAAACAGAACUACAUGGAAAAAAAAUUUAUGUUGAUCGAGAAAUGCAUGAUCAAACAUCGGAUUCAUCAUCUUCAAAAUCCAAAUCAAAUAGUAGAUCAACAUCAUCUAAUCGUCAAAUAUCAUCACGUGAUACAUCAUCAAGUGCACAAAAAAAACGAUCAGAUCAAUCAAGUCAUAAAUCAUCUACAAAUGAUUCAUAUAAAAAUCGUGAUUCAAUCAUAGAUAAUCAAGAUAAACCAUCGACAGUAGAAACAAAUGUAUCAUCGAAAAAACGAUCAGCAUCAACAUCUAAUGAAAAUAAAAAAAAACUAUCAACAUCCGAUAUAAACAAAGCAAAUAAUGAUGACAUAACAGUUAAAUCAUAUGAAACUGAUUCGUUGAAUAAAAAACCAAACGAAUCCUAUAAUGAAAAACAACGAACUUCGUCGAGUAGUAGUAACAGUCAAUCAACAAAAUAUCAUAUAUCUCGUGCAGAUGUUCCAAAAACAAGCGAAAAAUUAGAAUCUUCUCACAAAUCGACUACAAAUGAUCGUAAAAAUGAUAAACAUUCAAAUAGAUCUGAAAAAUCAUCAACACAUUCUACAUAUAUUUCAAAAUCGAAGGCAUCAUCAUCACCUGUAACACGUCGAAGUCAUUCAAGUGAAAAACAUUAUAUUCCAUCAACAACAAAGCCUGAUCAUCAUCGUUCAUCUUCAAUUGAUAAAUCUAAACAACAUACGUCAUCUUAUAUGAUAUCAAAUAAAUAUGAUAAACCAAAAGAACCUUAUUUAAAAGAUACUACUUAUCAUUCAACAUCAUCAAAAACAUUUGAUACUGAUCGUCGUUCAACUUAUCAAAAUGAAGAACGUUUACGACAUGAAAAAGAAUUACUUGUACGAAAACAAUAUGUUCAACACCAAGAAGAAGAAAAUAUUAAAGAGCAACAACGACGUUUAGCUGACGAACGUGCACGAAUGAGACGUGAAUUUGAAAUUCUUGAACGUGAACGUUUAGAAAUCGAACGUAAACGACUUGCAUUAGAAAAAGACAAACAAGAUCAAGCACGAGAACUUGAAAAACAACAAAGACGUUUAGUUGAUGAAGCCAAACAUCGACAACAACAACAACAACAAGCUGAAGCUAAAUUACGUGAUGAAAAAUUACAUCGUAUGUCAACACAUAAUGAUAAUAAACGUCCACGUUCAUCACAUCAUGAACCACAACGUUCACAUCACACAAAUACAAAUAAUAUUAAUAAUUCAAAUAAAGGAUAUGAUCAUCGAAUAUCAACAAAUACAACAAGUGGACGUGGACGUGAUCGAUCACUUGAUGAUACUAAUCGUGAUUAUUAUCCAGAACCAAAACGACCAUAUACAAAGAAUCAACGUGAACCGAUGUUUCGUGAUCGUGUUGUUUAUCGUGAAUCUGAUCAUCCACCAUCGACUUCUAGUCUUGGUCUUAGUUCUUUGUCAUCAAUAAAUUCAAGUAAUAACAAUCAACGAUAUAUUUCUUCAUCAUCUAAUCAACAUCGUCUAUCAGAUCCUUAUAAUACAUUACCACAACGUGGACGUGAUAUGGCUUUACCACCUACAUCAUCUGUUAGUACAGCUUAUGAACGUUCUUCUCGAAAUGUUGCUUCACCACCAAACAAUACUAAUGCAAUUCUUCGACGUCCACAUUCACGUGAACGAUUUGAUGAUCGAGAAUAUAUACAGCAAGCACCACGUCGUGAUAGAUCACCACCGACAAAUAAUACAUUACGUCGUGAAUCAAUGGAAACAACACAUUGGGAACGACCAAAACCUCGUGAUACUACACAUUAUGCUGAUGACACUCACAAAUAUUUACCUACUCAAUACAUUUCUGACACAUCUCAAUCAGCUCAACAACAACAACAACAAGGCUUGUGGUCAGCAGCACCUCCAUCACGGCAACAACAUCAUCAUCCUGAUUUGCCAGUUAAAACUGCUUCUCAUGCACCUGUUGUAGACCCAUACGGUUGGCCACAUGUUUCUCAACAAGUACCACCUCCAUCACUUCCGUCUCAUCAUCCACAAGGAUUAUCAUCAUCGCAUGAUCGAUCUCGUGCUAAUGUGGCUAGCAAUCAACGUAUUCCUAUUCUUCCAUCCAAUCAACCACCACCACCACCACCUCCAUCAUCUCGUGGCAGUGCAACGAGUCAAACUCAUUUGUACAGUCACCCUGGUAUACCUGUAAACGCUCUUCCAACAUCUCAACAACAUGCACCAUUAGCACCACCACCAACAUCUCUUCAUCAUACAACAGCCUAUGUAACACAACAAGUUCCACCGACUGGUGGACUUGUCCUUCAUCCAACGGGUCAACCACGUGCCUAUGAACAACAUUAUGUUGUUACACAACCUUUAUCACAACGACGUUAUUAA